Molecule: messenger RNA, 1869 nt
Organism: Chiloscyllium plagiosum (whitespotted bambooshark)
Lineage: Eukaryota; Metazoa; Chordata; Chondrichthyes; Orectolobiformes; Hemiscylliidae
Gene: slc35e4
Product: solute carrier family 35 member E4
Source: RefSeq, a predicted model, not a curated record
CAAAAACAACAUGUGUGUGUUGUAAUUCUGCACAAUUCAUGAAAAGGAAAAUAAAAACCCUUCUGCACCCGAUUUGGGUUUUUGUUUCGUACAUUGGAAGCUGCCCAGAAGCUGGAACCGCCUCAUCAAAGUCUAAAUUUGGAAAUCUGACGUCUAGUGUGUGAUCCUGCGGAUUUCUGCGCUUGAUUCAUUGGAGCAGCCGAGGCUGCGAGCAGUUUGCUGGAGGCCGAAGUGAGCGAAGUAGGAAGACAUUAGUAAGACGUUACAAGGCAGAGGCUGAUUCAUCAGACAGCAUCUGACAACAGCGAGGCGUGGUGAGUUCAGGAACCGCGUUACUGCAUACUUAUUUUACACUUCACUUCAGCUGCUCCAGGCGGGAUCCAAGGUAGCAUCCUAUAGGGAGAAGGAAAGAUUAAUCGAAAGGUUAACACACACGUUAUGUUCAAUGGGCGGUGACUGUCGAAAUAUUGAACACUUGUCAUUGCGGGAGAGCUGCGAGGAUCUGCCUGGAAUUUCACAGCCGAGGGGCGUUAGAGGACACAGAGAGGAGAAGGGGAACCCAAAGACUAUCUUUUUUCAGCCGGCGAUGGAGUUACCAUGACAACUACUGAUGUGUUCCCGGAGUUUGCUCCGCCAAUAUGCGAGCCAGCCGCCGGGCCGGCCCACAAGAAGCGGCGGAUGCUGCACACUCUGGCGGCAGUGGCUGUCCUUCUCGCCACCGGCACCACCAUAACCAGCCUCAACAAAUGCAUCUUCGCCGUCUACAAUUUCCGGUACCCCCUCCUGCUGUCGGCGCUUCACAUGCUGACAGCCAUUGUUAUCGACUACGCUUUGAUCCGGAUGGGAUUCGUCAACCUGGAGAUUAAAGAAGUCACCGGGUUACCUGCUGCUGCUAAAUUCAAAGUGUUCCUGCUCAGCUUGACCUUCUGUGCCACCAUCGGCUUUGGCAACAUGGGACUGAAUUGCGUGCAGCUCUCCUUUGCACAAGUGAUCUCCACCACUACUCCUCUAUUUACUAUAGCCAUAUCAAAGCUCUUUCUGGGUAAGGACCAUCACAUCCUCAAGUACACUGCCAUGAUGCCCAUCUGCCUGGGAGCAUCAUUCAGUCUCAUGGGUGAGGUGCAGUUUGAUCACAAAGGAUGCCUCUACAUUUUUGCUGCAACUAUGUUGAGAGGAGUGAAGUCUAUCCAACAAAGUAUUCUGCUUCAGGAAGAAAAGAUCAACUCUGUCAUCCUGCUCUAUUUGAUGUCCAUCCCAAGUUUCUGCAUCCUUAUUUCAGCUGCUUUACUGCUGGAGGGUGGCAAUGAAUGGGAAUCAUCGGCCAAGUAUGACAACAAACUUUGGAUAUUCAUCCUUCUUAGCUGCCUAGGCUCAGUCCUGUACAACCUGGCAAGCUUUUGUGUCACCACACUUACCUCUGCUGUCACUCUACAUGUUCUGGGCAACCUCAACAUGGUUGGAAACCUUGUCAUUUCACAAGUCCUCUUUGGCAGCGAGAUGACUGCGUUAAGCUACGCUGGAAUCGGGCUAACGCUAACGGGUGUGUUGAUGUAUCAGAACUCAGACUUAAUAACAGACUAUCUGAAUUCAAGAAUUAGGCAUCACGAUGAGCAAGACAAGUUAAAAACUGACUGAAAGAAAGUCUUGUGUAUAGACAGGAAAUGAUGUAUUUGUAAUUCAGUAGAGUUAAAUUUUUGCCAAACUGCGGGCAGACAAAAUACUAAAGUUAUUAAAGUAAAGCACAUUGCCUUAUUUAAAUUCAUGUUUUACUCAAUAUUUUGUCCCAUUCAAAUGUAUGAAGAGUCUGUGACUGGAAUUGUAUUGAAUACAUUAGCCCAGAUUAUUAAAGAGCUCAAUUUUUAUUUUAAA